AUGGUAUCAGGAGUUAUCAUAAUAAAGGUUGUCUUCAUCAUACUCAUAGCAGCAAUGGCUUUUGUUGCAGGGAUUCUUCCUGGCAUCAUCCCUUGGUGCAAAAGAAGCACAAAUGUACUAGGUAUAGCUAAUGCUUUCAGUGGAGGUGUCUUCUUGGCAAUCGCCUUUCUCCAUAUCCUCCCAGAGGCAACAUCAGGAUACAGAGAAUUCAUGGAACAACAUGAACACUCUGAAAGAUAUGCCCCAUGACUCAGACAUGGAAAUGAGGAGGAGCCCUUUCCACUUCCCUUCGCGCUUGCCUUUGUAGGCUACGCUUUUAUCUUACUAAUUGAUAAAGUUAUUUUUGAUACUCAUUCGUUGGUCGAUGGGCAUGGUCAUGGCUCUAGUCCAAAGAUUAUCCCUAAUGUAAGGAAGGAACAUAACGAUUAUGAAGAGAUCAGCAAAGAAAUAAAUGAGUAUGGCCAAGAUUAUGAUGAAAAUGAAGGCCCUCAGAGAAUUCAAACUAAAUUUGUUGCCUGAAUGGACCAUACUUUGAACAGAAGUGAGGCAUCUCAGGAAAGUAAUUCUUUUAAUAAAACUGACAGAGAUUCUAAGCAUGGAGAAGAUACGUCUAUUGCUACUCAUCAUGAUCAUUUAAUAAAUUCUGAAGAAAGGAAAAAGAAAAGGUGAUCUUGAAACCUCACUCCAGUGGUCUUAUGAAUAGCUCUGAGUGUCCAUUCAGUAUUUGAGGGGAUUGCAACCGGAUUAAUUAAAGAAACGAGCGAUCUCUGGACUUUUGUAAUCGCUAUCGGAGCUCACAAGUGGGCUGCUGCAAUGUCAUUAGGUAUCAGUAUGACUAAAAAUUUUAAGAAUCAGACAGGGACAGUGUACAUUGUGCUUACAAUCUUCUCACUAGCGACUCCAUUAGGAGUUCUUAUAGGAAUGAUUGUAGCUACUCAAUCGGCAAUAGUAGAUAUCAUAUUUUCAUCUCUGGCAGCGGGAACUUUUGUUUAUAUAGCUUGCUCAGAAGUAAUCGUUGAAGAAUUUUCAGUACCGAAAUAUAGAUGGAUCAAGAUGUUUUCAUUCUUAAUCGGAGCAUCUCUCAUCAUAGUCCUUGGACUCCUAGAAUAA
Moneuplotes crassus is the source of this 1110-nucleotide messenger RNA. The record is from the annotation of a GenBank genome assembly. Lineage: Eukaryota; Ciliophora; Spirotrichea; Euplotida; Euplotidae.